AUGAGUGCCCUCUCCAUCAACAGUGGCUCCUCGGGCUCCUCGGAGCUCACCAUGACCGUUCUCGGUUGUGGCACCAUGGGCAUCGCCAUUCUCUCUGGCAUUCUCGCCUCCCUAGACGAGAUCCAAGACGCCCACAACAAGCCCAGCGCCUCCGGCACCUCCACCCCCCUCUACGAAACCUCCGUCACCACCCGUCUACCCUCCCGCUUCAUCGCCUGCGUCCGCCGCCCAGAGUCAGCCAAGAAACUCAAAGCCACCUUCGCCAACCACCUCAACUCCGUAACCAUCGCCCAAAACGCCAACGUCGCCUCCGUCCAAAAAGCCGACAUCAUCCUCCUCGCCUGCAAGCCCUACAUGGUACGCGAGGUCCUCUCCGACCCGGGUCUCGCGACCGCCCUCGAAGGCAAGCUCCUCAUCAGCAUCCUCGCCGGCGUCCCCGAAACCCAAAUCGAAUCCACCCUGACCGCCGCCAACGACAACACUCCCGUGCGCUGCCGCGUCGUGCGCGCCAUGCCCAACACUGCCUCGCUCAUCCGCGAGAGCAUGACCGUCAUCGGCAUCUCCAACCCCCCGCUCGACCCAGACACCAUGGGGCUCGUAACCUGGAUCUUCAAGCGCAUCGGCGAGGUCGCCUACCUGCCGCCGUCGACCAUGGACGCGUGCACGUCGCUGUGCGGGUCUGGGCCGGCGUUCUUCGCGCUCAUGCUGGAGGCCGCUAUCGACGGUGCUGUGGCGAUGGGUUUGCCGCGUGCCGAGGCCCAGCGCAUGGCGGCGCAGACGAUGAAAGGGGCGGCGGGGCUGGUGUUGAAUGGGGAUCACCCGGCGCUGCUGCGGGAUAAGGUUAGCACGCCGGGCGGGUGCACGAUUGGCGGGUUGUUGGUAUUGGAGGAGGGGAGGGUGAGGGGGACGGUGGCGAGGGCGGUGCGGGAGGCGACUGUGGUUGCGAGUCAGCUGGGACAGGGCGUGCAGGGCGUUAAUGGGACGCGGUUCCCGGGGAGUCAGUUGCAGUAG
Molecule: messenger RNA, 1011 nt
Organism: Dichotomopilus funicola
Lineage: Eukaryota; Fungi; Ascomycota; Sordariomycetes; Sordariales; Chaetomiaceae
Product: pyrroline-5-carboxylate reductase dimerization-domain-containing protein
Exons: 2
Coding region: 1-1011 (336 amino acids)
Biological process (GO): L-proline biosynthetic process
Molecular function (GO): pyrroline-5-carboxylate reductase activity
Source: RefSeq, a predicted model, not a curated record